This is a messenger RNA of Fusarium musae, 267 nucleotides long. RefSeq lists its product as uncharacterized. The coding region runs from base 1 to 267 and encodes 88 amino acids. Lineage: Eukaryota; Fungi; Ascomycota; Sordariomycetes; Hypocreales; Nectriaceae. The record is from RefSeq and is a predicted model, not a curated record. The transcript is spliced from 2 exons.
AUGAUGGACAACUCGGCCAAUUGGCGCAUACCAAAGUCUAUGUCCGAAGUGAUUACUGGAUAUAUUGGUGACAUAAGGAGCAUCCAGAGGCUUUGGCUUGGCUAUGGUGGCAACUACGUGGCCGAGAUCUCGGACGAUGAUUAUCAGUACCACCUCGAUGAUUACAACGACCUUAGGGAACAUAUGGAAGAUAUAGAGGAAGAGAUUUAUCUGGAAAACAUAACCAGCGAAGGGCCGUCAAUCAAGAUCCUAGAGGAUACAUUCUGA